UUUGCCUGAUAAGCAAACACAGGUAUCGUAUUUGGUCUGCUUCACACGCAGGAAAAGCUGCUCUGUGACAUCGCGGGGCGCUACGGAGGCUAAGGGGAAUCCUGGAGAAAGUGAGAGGAGGACAGGCCAGCGUGUCCCUGCAGCAGCCAAUGAUUGGUGGGCCCCUGCAAGGAAUUAAGCACGUCGGGGGCUCCCUCGCCCUGUCGGCUAACGGCUAAAACCUCCCUAAUCCCAGGCACCCAAAGACUCCCCCAGUCGGAUUACGCGUCAGCCAGCGAGUGAGAGGCGGCGUCAGAUACUGGCGCUUUGUUACCUGGACGGUCCUAUAAGUCUACAGCUAAGAAAUAAAACAGUCUUCCCGGAGAGGGUUUAGCUUGCCAGUAAGAUUUCAUGAAUCAUCCCUUCUCAUUAAAGGCUCUGCAUGUUCAUGGCAGGGGGAGGAAAUGUUUACAAACUGCAAUAAAUAUUGAAAAAUCCUAUCAAUCACAGUGUCUAACUCCGUGACGCGCCCAGCGCGCUGAUUAUCCGUGUGCAAAGAUUAUACAGAUUGACCCCGAAGCAGGCGCAGCUAAAAUAACCGCCGCGCUGCAGUGAGCGGCUUUGGAGCGGCGAAGGAGCGCUAUUGCCGCUAUCCGUUUGAAAAUGUGAAACCAGAUUCCCUGAGACCAUGAGCGAUGUGGCCAAGACCUGCCUGCCUGAGCAGGACAUGUCCUCCGGGAGCUGGUCCCCACGCUGUCCAGACCACCCCCUGUCCUCUGCCCCCCAGGUGCCCCAGAGGCCCAAGCGAGUCCGCUUCUACAAGAGCGGGGAUCCCCACUUCAGUGGCCUCCAAGUGGUCAUCAACAGCCGAGCCUUUAAGACCUUCGACGCCCUGUUGGACAACUUGUCCAAAAAGGUUCCCCUGCCGUUCGGGGUGCGAAACAUCACCACCCCCCGGGGUACACGUGUUGUCCGGAGCCUCGAUGAGCUGGAGGAUGGGAAGUCCUACCUGUGCUCUGACAAAAGGAAGAUUCACCCCAUCAACCUGGAUGUGGUCAACAGAAGACCGGUGACCGGCGAUGUCGAGAACCGACUCAGCAAUCCUGAGGACUCGCCACUGGUGCAGACGCCCAAGUGGUUGAUGGUCUUCAGAAAUGGAGACGCCGGCGUCAAGCACAGGGUGGACCUUCAGGCCAUCCAGACGUGGGAGAGUGUACUAGAGAGCAUGUCAGAGGUGCUACAUAUCCCAGUGCAGAAGAUCUACACCAUGGACGGCCGAAAAGUUGCUAGUCUUUCAGGUCUAGCCUUGUGCUCUUCUGGGAUUGUGGCCUCAGCAGGUGAACACUUUAAACCAGCCAGGUACCAAGUGCAGGGCCCUGCCCAAACAAGAUGGCCGCCUACCAAGGAACCACUCAGACGUCACACACGUGCUGGAAAUGCAAACUCACCGUCCAGCGAUUUGAAGUCAAAGAAGGACAUUACAAGCGAGAUAAUGAGCAGUUCUUCCAGCUCAAGCUUGUUCGACUUCCCCAGCAAUCGCAGCACCUCUGAAGGGGUCACGAUGAACGACACCACAGCCUCAGAGCCCAUUCUCUGCACUGCUGAUGGAAGAGCUGCCAGACCUCUCCUGCCUCCAGAUGGCGACAUUGAGAAGUCAUUCUGCAUUAAUGAGGAUGGCAGCAUGACAGUGGAGAUGAAGGUGCGACUGAAAGUCAAGGAGAAAGAGAUAUUACAUUGGACAACCACGCUGAUGCGGUCUACUGUUGCCAAGAGACGCAGACCGGGCUGUGAUCCAAGGCCAGAGUCAACGGCUGUUCCACCAGACCUAGAUGAUAUUCCGAAUAUUUUUAACGGAUAUAAGUCCAGUGAGGACCUUGCCCAAGCCGGAGAUCAACUGAAUAAGGGCAAACCUUGCUUCUGGAGACCAGGUACGCCCGGCCCCAGGCACACAAGGAAGCUGGGAUUGGUGGAGAGCCUCAGUACCUCGUCAGACACAGGAGUCGUAGAGAAUGUGAUAGGUGCAUACUCUUCCAAAGAGGAGGGGCCUAACAUGGACAAAACCAAGGGUCAUCAGUUGGUGUGGCCAAUUCCCAAACCAAGGACAGUUAAGCUUACAGAAGCUGAAUAUAACAGAGCGGUCUGCAUCUCCCAGGCUCCCGAGGUCCUCCAGAUGCACGAAAAGCAGGAGGAAAUCCCAGAAGCUGAAUGUAACAGAGCGGUCUGCAUCUCCCAGGUUCCCGAGGUCCUCCAGAUGCACGAAAAGCAGGAGGAAAUCCCAGAAGCUGAAUGUAACAGAGCGGUCUGCAUCUCCCAGGCUCCCGAGGUCCUCCAGAUGCACGAAAAGCAGGAGGAAAUCCCAGGCACGACACUCCACAGGCGUAAACAGCAGAGCUGCUACAAUAAUGAGGUCAACACUGAGGACCAGAAUGUAUGCGAGCUCUUGUACCAGCAUUCUGUCUCUGAGGACGCUGCUCCACUGUCAUCCAGCUACGACCGAGACGAUGAACAAAAUCAUAUAUCCAUCACCUCCACUACUCUAAAUGAGAGACAAUCUGAACGCUUUCCCUUAUUAUCGGAAGAGGCGAUUACCUCUUACAGUGACACCAACCAUCAUUCCUCUUUCUCGGACAGUGCGGCAGGUGCUCCGCACUUGGUUUCCGACCUGCCCCCCGCUGACAUUGCAAGGGAGGCCCAGAGUCAAAAGGAUGAGACGGACAUGCCUAAGCCAAGCAAAAGGAAGCCUGACAAACAAAAGAACACAAAACCUCCAAGUACAAGUGCAGACAAAACUCAAACGAAAGACACCACAGGUAUCAUCAAGGACGGAGAAAGGGCUAUGCCUUUGAAAGUCCCAAGCCAGACAGGGGAACAGAAGAACUCUGACCAAGAAGGAGCAGCUACCAGAACUGGACAGAAGCUGAAAAAGACAGAGAAACUGAAAGCAAACAAAAACAGAGAUACUGCAAAUAUGGGCCUGUCAUUUCCUCAAAAUGCAUUUGUCCAGAAGGAGCACAAUGCACGCGGACGAAAUAUCAUCAAAGGCCGUCCGUCCAAUGUAGACAAAAAUUACUCGACUGUCUCCCUUACUAGGGACACGUCGGAUGCUCUACCACAUGCCAACAAGACAGUGAAAAAACGAACAUCUCUGAGGGAGAUCAGGAUGGGCUUAAGAGAAGGUCGUGACCUUGGUGGAAGCGUGUCGCUGCCCCCGUUUCACCGCGGCGUCACGGAAUAUGUGGAAAACUGGCUGGAUAAAAUAGACACAGAAACCAUCCACUGCAUCGGUGAAACAAACACUGUUAAAACAGAUGGAGGAUUAAAAGGGGUCUUUCAGAUCGGAAGCGACUCCACAGAGGAAUCUGAGAUGAAAGACGAAACUAAAAAGCUCAGCGGAAAGGAAUGUCUUCCGUUUGACUGCAAUAUAAAUGAAAGCCAAAUGCUCCUUAAUACUUCAGAGAUGGUGCUUGAAAAAAUGUUACUUGAUGAAAUGCAAAUUCUAGAAACUUUGGAUCUGAGUGUACAGGAAGAACCAGCUAUACAGGAACCACCAAUGAGGUUAACAGGCUCAAAUCCUGAGGCUCCCCAACCGGACACAAUGCCAGUUCUAGAAAAACUGUGCACCUCAGCAAUGUCAAACAGACACAUGUCAAACUACAGUUGCCUGGAAAAGUCCCACAGUGUCCCUGAUUUCAUGUCAUGCGCUGCCUCUACAUUCAGUCCGUUCUCCAGGUUUCUCACAGCAUUUCCAUCAGCGAUGACAUUAAAUGAAGGUUUAGCCUACGCUAGCAUGAGGGAAUCGUUGGUAAACAAUGUUCAGUCUCAGUCAGAGCCUUUGAAGGUAAUUAAGUGUUUACAAGGGGCAGCCACCAUCGAGGAUGCAGUUAAAUUAAUGGCCAGUCAGUCAGAUUUACAGAAUUACACAUCCUUCCUGCAGAGAAGUGUUGUAGAGCUGAAUGGCAGAACCAGGAACUGUACUCUUUCAUCACUUAACUCAUCAAAUGAAUUUAACCCACUUAAUGGAGAGAACAGCAACAAAUUUCAAGAAACACCCAACACUGAAGAACUUCUGGAGGAACAUGGUAUGUCUGAAGAAUUCAGAAAAGAUCUGUCAUCCCUAGUAAGGGGAGAAAUUAAUAUUUUCAAUGCAAAUGAUCAACCAAGCCAGGACUUAAUUGAAUUUGGAAAAGUAAAAAAUGCGCAAUGUGAAAGUUCUGAGAGUCAUAGAACAUGUGAAGAUUCUGAAGUAUCCUCUGAAGAUGACAAGAUCAUGACCUUCAAAAGAGGUAGCCACGAAGAUGAGAAGGUUAACUGUAAGGGGGAGAGGGCUAGCUUUGAAGACACAGUCGUAACAGAAGUCAGAUCAGGUGCUUCAGAUGUAAUAAGCAAUGAAUCUCACUUUCCUUUGAGUGAACAUUCAGCAAAGGGUUUUGUGGGAAAAACACCUGAAAGGUGCAGGAGAACACAGCUCUCAGAGGACACAAGCAACCAAUGGAAAGUCAAGGAAGACAGGUGGGACACAAGAGUGGAGGACCCCUCUUCUUCUGGCUCUGUGGAAAUCCCAAAGGACUUGCUAGACUUUGUAAACUCAGCCCUUCACUCUUCCACGCUCACUUUCAGUUAUGACUCCAAAGGAAGUUUAAAAAUAGAAGUUGAGGGAACCAAUAUCAAAUUAACACACAGAAUUCCCAGAAGCAGUACAGAUGUGCAGUAUGAUCAUAAGCGGCUACCAAGCCCAAACACAUCAGACUUCUCUGAUUACGGACCAGAGAUGACAGAGAGCGAUGAACUUAAAUCACAGGAAUCGGUCGAAUUAAUCACCGAAAGUGAGGAGGAUUAUUUUGGAGGGCAGCCUGAUGAUCAGAACUGUGUACAGAAUAAAAUCGGAGGAAGAAAGGACGACUCUGAAGUCUCAAUACUAAAGGCAUCAUUCUCAGCACCUCCCAUAAAAGAGAACCAAAACCAACCAUUCAGCUGCUCCAGUGACAGAGCAAUGGCAGAUGACAUCACAGCAGGACCUGUGGAUGCUUGUGAUAAACCCGAGCAACGCAUGGUCCAUAGCACUGCAGAGGACAUGAGCGAGGGUGUCCUGAUUGACAAGGGUCAAUGGCUUCUCAAAGAGAACCACCUCAUCCGUAUGUCUCCUCCUGGACCCUUGGGCAUGUAUGGGAACAUGGACACCACAUCAGCCAGUACAGGCCAGGAAAAUGGCAGUGAUGACAUCCCAGCCUCCUAUUUUGUGGGUCCAGCUUCCACCACUGCUGCCCUCUCCUCCUCAGAGCUGGAGGAGAUGGUCAAGCCAAAGGAGUCGACCAAACUUGCCUAUUUUGCUAUGCAACAUGGUAGUGACUCAGACCCCUUCCAGGGCGAGCUCAGCAGCAGAAGCAGUGCAGAAGAUACUGUGGCCACCUCGAGAGAGUCGAUGGUUAACAAUAAGGAGGAGGUCAGCAUUUACUCCAACACCAAGAACCCUGGGACCUGGGCUAAGAGGAUGAGUAGAUUGAACUCAUUCACAUCGGUUGAGUUCAAGAUCCCAGAUGGUAAGGUGUGUCCCUCGACGGCGCUACCUGCUGGGGUUCUUGCAGAAGCCCAGGAUGCUAGAAGUCAGAACCACAGGGCCAGGAUGAUCCAGGAGCAGCGCUCUGUAAACGUUCCCUGUGGACCUCACUGCCCCAUAUUAUAACACAGCAUCACAGCCUCUAACUGUGUCAUAUCACUGGCCACACAGGCCGCUGCAUCACACUGUACCAGACUCUCCUGGCUAAGAGCAUAACACAGACCGAUAAGUUGAUAGGCUUACAGCAAGACUCAUUCCUUCUCGGUGACAUUCUCAGGAUUUUCAUACCAUCAUAUUUCAGUUUUUGUCAUUCUGUGUUAUAAAUGAUUAAUUUGCACCAGUUAAUCAUGCGGAUACCCUUAUUCAAUUGCAGGGUACAGCAUUUGAAUUCUAUUGGUGCCUUUGAAUGCAGAGAUUUUUGUGAUCAUACAUUAAGAUGAUGUUUUAUUUUGCAUUACAAAAGUAGCUGUCUGAUGUUACAUUCACAAUGAAACCCUGAUUGCUGCAUUUAGUAAGCUGAAGUGACAAGGGAAAAUAAAAGCAGUACAAUGAAAACGCAA
Molecule: messenger RNA, 6093 nt
Organism: Paramormyrops kingsleyae
Lineage: Eukaryota; Metazoa; Chordata; Actinopteri; Osteoglossiformes; Mormyridae
Biological process (GO): intracellular signal transduction; retina development in camera-type eye; axoneme assembly
Cellular component (GO): axoneme
Source: RefSeq, a predicted model, not a curated record